CCAGGGCGGCGUUAUGCUGGGCAAAGGGGUGGUGGGCGGCGGCGGCGGCACCAAGGCGCCCAAGCCUUCCUUCGUGUCGUACGUGCGCCCCGAGGAAAUUGACACAAAUGAAAAGGAAGUAACAGAGAAGGAAGUAGCUCUUCACUUGUUGCCAGGUGAGCAGCUGCUCUGCGAGGCCAGCACGGUGCUGAAGUGUGUGCAGGAAGACUCGUGUCAGCGCGGGGUCUACGGGAGGCUCGUGUGCACCGACUUCAAGAUCGCCUUCUUAGGAGACAGCGACCCCGCCCUGGAUAGCGACGAAACUCAGUUUAAGAAUAAGGUCAUAGGAGAAAAUGACAUUACACUCCACUGUGUGGAUCAGAUUUAUGGAGUGUUUGAUGAGAAAAAAAAACCUCUGUUUGGACAACUGAAGAAGUACCCCGAAAAACUCAUCAUUCACUGCAAAGACCUCCGAGUGCUGCACUUCUGUCUGCGGUUUACAAAGGAAGAGGAGGUCAAAAGGAUUGUCAGUGGCAUAAUCCACCACACCCAGACUCCUAAACUGCUUAAAAGAUUGUUUCUGUUUUCCUACGCGUCUGCUGCACAGAACCACACAGCCUCUGAUCCCCGGAACCAUACGGUCAUGUUCGACACCCUUCAGGACUGGUGUUGGGAAUUGGAGCGGACCAAAGGCAGCAUGAAGUACAAGGCAGUGAGUGUCAAUGAAGGCUACAAAAUCUGUGACAGGUUGCCAGCAUACUUCGUUGUCCCCACCCCACUUCCUGAAGAGGAUAUACAACGCUUUCAGGGCCACGGCAUUCCAAUAUGGUGUUGGUCUUGUCACAAUGGAAGUGCCCUUAUGAAGAUGUCGGCGCUGCCCAAAGAGCAGGAUGACAGUGCCUUGCAGGUCCAGAGGAGCUUCUUGGAUGGCGUUUACAAGACUAUCCACAGGCCACCCUAUGAAAUUGUCAAAACUGAAGACUUGUCAAGCAACUUUGUGCCCUUGCAGGAAAUCCAGACUGCAUACUGUAAAUUUAAGCAGCUGUUUCUGAUCGGUAACAGCUCGGAGUUCUGGGACACAGAUAUCAAAUGGUUUUCUCUCUUAGAAAGCAGCAGCUGGCUUGAUGUGAUCAGACGUUGCCUGAAAAAAGCAAUAGAGAUUUCAGAAUGCCUGGAGGCCCAAAACAUGAACGUUCUUCUUUUAGAGGAGAACGCCUCUGACCUCUGCUGCCUCCUCUCCUCCCUGGUGCAAGUGAUGAUGGACCCCCACUGUCGAACCAGGACUGGUUUCCAGAGCCUCAUCCAAAAGGAAUGGGUCAUGGGUGGCCACUGCUUCUUGGAUCGCUGUAACCAUCUCCGCCAGAGCGACAAAGAGGAGGUUCCCGUGUUCCUGCUUUUCCUAGACUGUGUCUGGCAGCUGGUGCACCAGCAUCCUCCAGCAUUUGAAUUCACGGAGACUUACCUGACAGUUUUGUCAGAUAGCCUGUAUAUUCCUAUUUUCAGCACCUUCUUCUUUAAUUCACCUCAUCAAAAAGAUACUAACAUGGGUAGGGAAAGCCCGGAUGCACAAAGCAAACCUUUGACUCUGCUCACCGUGUGGGACUGGUCCGUACAGUUUGAACCCAAAGCCCAGACACUGCUGAGAAACCCUCUCUAUGUGGAAAAACCAAAACUGGACAAGAGCCAGCGGAAAGGAAUGCGUUUCAAACAUCAAAGACAACUUUCUUUGCCACUUACCCAAUCUAAGUCAUCUCCCAAGAAAGGAUUUUUCAGGGAAGAAACGGAUCAUCUAAUUAAAAACCUUCUGGGCAAGAGGAUCAGUAAGUUUAUUAACUCUUCGGACGAGUUUCCCGACAGCUUUCGCGAAUUCUACGAGAACUGGCAUAGUAAGCCUGUGGACUACCAUGGCUUGCUCUUGCCACACAUCGAGGGGCCAGAGAUCAAAGUCUGGGCCCAGCGCUACCUGCGCUGGAUUCCGGAAGCCCAGAUCGUAGGUGGUGGCAGAGUGGCCACCAUGGGCAAACUCUUGGAGAUGAUGGAGGAAGUACAGAGCUUGCAGGAGAAAAUCAACGAGCGACACCGGGGCGCCGAAGCCCUCCCUGCCGGGGCUCCCUGCCUGCCCAGGAACUCUGCCCGCCUGUCCUCCCUGUUCCCUUUCGCCCUGCUCCAGCGGCCCUCGUCCAAGCCCGUUCUUCCCACCAGCAGCUGGAAAGCCUUGGGAGAUGAAGACGAUCUGGCCAAACGAGAAGAUGAGUUUGUAGACCUGGGCGACGUGUGACUUCUGUCCUCAGCCAUGGUCCAAGGAGGCCUGUGGGCUAUUGGGACAGUUGUUGCAAGGGCUGGUGUCACAUCAGCGCUGGCGGGCUCGUUAGUCCAGUGCUCUGCUGGAGAAAACCUGGGUUUUCAGGAAGAGAGCUGGUUCUCUCUCCUCUUUGUUCCAUAGUUUUGGACGACUAUGCAAUUAAAACCAUCUCUAGUUGUGUUAAUAGGAAGACAUUCCUACUCGACCUGCCACAGGAUCGUGGCCAUUUUCUGAUGCUGAAAUGGAAUAUAAAAUAGGUAAUGGGGUUGGGCAUGGUGGCACACGCCUUUAAUUCUGGCAUGCAGGAGGCAGAGGUAGGAGGAUCACUGUGAGUUUGAGGCUAGCCUGGGACUACUGAGUAAAUUUCAGAUCAGCCUGGGCUGGAGCUAGACCCUACCUCAAAAAAAAAAAUCUUUAAUGGCUAGUUUGCUACUAAAAAAAUAUCCUUUUUUCUAAUCUUUUCUGUGCCAAGAAACAUGACAGCCAUUGGGAAUAAGAUUCGCUACAGCCCAUCCCAGUCACGAGUAGGUUCACCAUACGUGUGACGUUCGUGUCAAGGAAAGAUGGAGGUGGAGCGUUAAGAUGUGUGGACUUACUUAAACCUAGCAUCUUCGCUUUCUCCUGCCCCUCCUGCCUCCUCAGCAGUUGCCUCCUGGUGUGCACCACCACAAGCCCCAAGUCCCUUUCUGCGCCCCUCGUCUUCAGAAAGCUGCAGGUUCCCCUGGUGCCCGUCAUCCGGGCACUCAGCCCCUCGGCCCUUCCUCCUGGACCGCAGCAUGUCACAGGGGCAGCGGGCUAGCCAGCCACCUGUCUCCUUUCCUGUGCUGACAACUCCAGGGUUUCCUCUUACUCCAUGCCCCUCGCCGCGUCCCCCUCUGCCGCCUGCCUUGGUGCACAUCUGUCCUGGUGUCUUGCCGCUGAACUGUUUGGUUACACUGGGGAGUCUCUGCCUGUGUCCAGAGAGCUUCCAUUCUUUGGAGCCUCUCCAUGUGUGCAUUCAUGUUUUUCUUUUCCAAUCACAGCUGGAGCGCCCGCCCGUGACCUUGCGGUUUUUACAGCAGCCCCUCAGCUCCUUCCCUUUCCUUCUGAGUUAGUCACUUUCACAAAUGCUGGAGUGGGUCACUUUUGAAUGUGGCUUUCACAGGAAAACCUAAGUGUCAGAAGUGAUGAUUAUCACAUGAUACCUCAGUGAUUUCAAAAGCCAUAGAAGAAAUUUCACUAUGCCUAGUCACCUUCAUAGAUCUAAAAGACUUAUAUUUUUUUAAUAUAUGAAAGUAUGCUUUGUAAUGAUCCGUUUUAUCAAUGGAACCUUGUCCAAUCCCACAGAGGGAAGAAGGAAAAAAAAAAAACUUGUGUUAGAAU
This is a messenger RNA of Jaculus jaculus (lesser Egyptian jerboa), 3643 nucleotides long. It is a transcript of the gene Mtmr12, whose product is annotated as myotubularin related protein 12. NCBI's taxonomy places the organism in Eukaryota, Metazoa, Chordata, Mammalia, Rodentia, Dipodidae. The record is from RefSeq and is a predicted model, not a curated record. Bases 14 to 2257 code for a protein of 747 amino acids. The transcript has 16 exons.